CCUGUGGCUGCAGAGAGGUUUCUGAAGAGUUUUUGUGGGUUUGUGUUUAUAUGAUAUGAAUGGAACCGGUACAGUAACCCUUUUGUCAACACCGUGUUUAAGAAUGUUUAAGACGUGUUUGGAAAAAUUUGGAAACAGGUUCAUUCUUGAGCUCAAGACGUGUUUGUUCCCCUUCUGAUAGGUUUUUGUUUAGCGCUUGAAAUGAAGCAAUAUCCCGAAUCCCGUCCCGUUAGCUCAUGGGAGUGAAGGAGCUGCAUUGGUUCAAGUCGAAGCAGGAAUUGGUUCGCGCCAGGUCGGUUUGAAAUGCCAUGGCGGACAACUUUACUGCAAGGUUGCAGAGGAUCUUCCACUUGGCCUGGCCUUCCAUCCUCUCGGAGCUCUCCACACCUCUCUUGGGCCUCGUGGACACCGUGGUCGUCGGCCACUUCGCAGAUGCCGAGGAUCUGGCGGCGCUGGCGCUGGCGAUCGCUGCCUACAACCCGCUGAUCGUCGUCUUCAACUUCCUGCGGAUGGGCUUUGGCGGAGUGAUUGCGCAGGCUGCAGGGGCCCGCGACGUGGAGGAACUGGUCGCCUGCAGUGUGCGUGGCAUUCUGUUGGGUUUGGCGGUCGGCUUGACCUUGAGCAUGGCACGCGAGGUGUUGGCAUCGCUGCUUUUCGGGAUGGUCCUGCACCAGCCUGAUCCCGAGACGACCAUGGUGGCCCAAAGCUACUUCCAGUGUCGCAUUCUGGGAGCCCCUGCGGCCUUGUCCAACUACGUGGUGCAAGCGUGGCUGAUCAAUGUGCAACGCACUGACAUCGCCAUGGCGCAAAACGUCCUACUGAAUCUCUGCAACGCGGUCCUUUGCGUCGUGUUGGGUGACCUGGCGGUGUUUCUCCCUUUAAGUUACGUCCUGGAUGGCGGCAUCGUUGGAGUGGCCUGGGCCACUGUGCUGUCCAACUACUUGGCGUUUGCCUUCGGCGUCAUGCAGAUCUCCCGUGUGGCACACACCCUCCCUUGGGUGAAAGCGCCCUUGGCCAUCAAUUGGCAUUUAGUUUUUCAGCCACAACGGCUUUUGCGGCUGGCCUCCCUGAAUGGAAAUGUGGUCCUUCGCUCCAUUUGCAUGAUGACCAUUGUCACGGACUUUACGUCUUUGAGCGCCAAGCUGGGGAGCUCGGCGCUGGCGGCGAACAACCUGCUAAUGCAGCUACAGAUGUUGAUCUCUUUCGGCGCGGAUGGCUUUGCCAACGCGGGGGAGGCGCUGGUGGGAGAGGCCAUCGGCCAAGGAGACCCUCGGAAGGUCCGCCGGACGGUGCAGGCACUUCUUACCUGGGGAUUCUUGCUUGGCUUGGGCUUCACGCUUCUGUUUAUGGUCUUCGGACAUCAGAUCUUGGGGGUGUUAACCUCACAUCAAGAGGUACUUCACUAUGCUUCGAUUUAUUUGCCCUGGCAGUGGGCCGCGCCAACCCUCUCUUUCACUGCUUACCUCAUGGAUGGUGUUUUUGUGGGGGCUGCACGCCCGAGCAGUAUGAGGGAUGCCACUUUUCUCGCCAUGCUGGUCUUUUGCGCAAUCGCCCACAUAAGCCCAGACAACAACCUCUUGUGGGCAGCUUACAUGCUGCAUCUUAUCACACGUGCAGCGGUCCUGGGAUACUGGUAUCCGGCAGUGGAGGACUCUGCUUCAGAAGUCAAUGAAUAUCGGGAAACACUCUUGGCAACUUGAACCCCUUGAAACUAGGAGUUUAUUUUCCAUCUGGUGGACCGCUGUGGCUCGAUACAAGCUGAGCAGCCAACUCCCGCUUUGUGACGUUUCUGGCAUGCUGCGCAUCAACGUCUUCGUGGGGCGGCUGAGGGCAGCUUUCCCGGCACCCAUGCGCGGCACCGAGGCAAGAUCUGGGGCCCUGUGGAGUGAGCGCGGUGUGCCUCUGAGGCCGAAAGAGAUCCACAUGCUGAGCAGCAAAAAGCAGCUGUGCUUGGUGUGUCACAUGUCAAAGAAACAUGUGGCUUUACAAUUUUGCUGUGAGAGG
This is a messenger RNA of Durusdinium trenchii, 2004 nucleotides long. The record is from the annotation of a GenBank genome assembly. NCBI's taxonomy places the organism in Eukaryota, Dinophyceae, Suessiales, Symbiodiniaceae.